GAAGGGCGUGCGGAUCACGUGAUGCCGAAGGUGAGGUUUGGCUGAAGCGGGGGCCGCAGUUGUGUAGCGGGUGCUGUUUUAAAGCACGGAAAUGGGUGAAAUGUGCCCCUGCCCCGGAGAACUCACACGCCGUUACAGGAAGAUCGUGUAACGGGCAAUUUUCAAGCUCCCAAUGGCGACCGUUCACUGAGCCCAGGGAGCUGUGGGACCGUGGAGGGGUGGGUACCGCGCACCUCCUGGGUCUAGGGGACGGCCGCCUGCAGAAGGCGAGCCCGAAGAUGUGACAAGAUCAAAGCUGCAGGAGAAUGGACAGUGAGGUACAGAGAGAUGGAAGGAUCUUGGAUCUCAUUGACGAUGCUUGGCGAGAAGACAAACUGCCUUAUGAAGAUGUUGCAAUACCACUGAAUGAGCUUCCUGAGCCUGAACAGGACAAUGGUGGUACCACAGAGUCUGUUAAAGAACAAGAAAUGAAGUGGACCGACUUAGCCUUACAGUACCUCCAUGAGAACGUUCCCCCCAUUGGAAACUGACAUCCGGCUCUGUUUUCAUGGACAUAUUUUUAAAAAAUAAAUAGAUACAAAUGUU
Manis pentadactyla (Chinese pangolin) is the source of this 585-nucleotide messenger RNA. RefSeq names its product anaphase promoting complex subunit 13 (gene ANAPC13). The record is from RefSeq and is a predicted model, not a curated record. Gene Ontology annotation, biological process: protein K11-linked ubiquitination. The transcript has 4 exons. Bases 306 to 530 code for a protein of 74 amino acids. Lineage: Eukaryota; Metazoa; Chordata; Mammalia; Pholidota; Manidae. Gene Ontology annotation, cellular component: anaphase-promoting complex.